Messenger RNA from Arachis stenosperma, 993 nucleotides. RefSeq lists its product as uncharacterized. Bases 1 to 993 code for a protein of 330 amino acids. The transcript is spliced from 3 exons. The record is from RefSeq and is a predicted model, not a curated record. NCBI's taxonomy places the organism in Eukaryota, Viridiplantae, Streptophyta, Magnoliopsida, Fabales, Fabaceae.
AUGCCUGCGGCUGGACCAACUGUUCCGCAGGUCGCAUCCCCUUCCUUUGCGACUGAUUUAGAUGGAAUGGAGGCUGUUGCUUCUAUUGGGCAAUCAUUCCAGAAUAAAGAUGAAGCUGUUCUGAGUGUGAAGGACUAUAGCAUUCGUCGAGGUGUUGAGUACAGAGUCUUGGAAUCCGAUCAUCUAAAGUAUCAUGGAAAAUGUAAGGAGUUCGGCAAUGGUUGUAGUUGGUUGAUUCGCAUAUCGCUUCGUGCACGAAAGAGCACUUGGGAGGUUAGGAGAUACAACGGUCCGCACACUUGCUUGGCCACCUCUAUUUCCAGUGAUCACUGGCAGCUUGAUUACCACAUUAUCUGUGCGAGGAUUUAUCCGUUUGUUAGGGCGGAUGCUGCGUUUUUGGUAAAGGUCUUGCAACAAGCAACAAAAGCCAAUUACGGGUUCAGGCCUAGUUACAUGAAGGUUUGGAUGGCAAAAUCGAAGGCAGUAGCACAAAUAUACGGAGAUUGGGAAGAGUCAUAUGCCGAGUUGCCAUGUUGGAUGCUAGGGGUACAGUCGACCAUGGCCGGGACAGUUACAGUGUUGAAGACCUCUCCUGUUCGAGUUGGGGAUCAGGUCGAUGUGUCUACGGUGUACUUUCAUCGUCUUUUCUGGACAUUUUCACCCUGCAUUGAGGCCUUAUGGCAUUACAAGCCCCUGGUGAGUAUUGAUGGUACCCACUUGUAUGGCAAGUAUGGAGGCACGUUACUAUUGGCGAUAGCGCAUGAUGGGAACUCGAACAUCCUCCCGAUAGCCUUCGCCCUUGUGGAGAGAGAAAAUGCGGAGUCAUGGCACAAUGGCAUCAAGGCUACCUUUGAGGCCCUCAAGAAUGGUUGGCUGCCUCCACGUGCUUUUCGAGCGUUCUGUAUUCGUCAUGUGGCGGCGAAUUUUAGCCUAAGCUUCAAAUGUAAAGAUGCAAAGAGGAUGCUGGUGAAUGCUGCCUAUGCAAAAAGCUGA